AUAACAACACAGGCGAAAACGGAUGUUUGCACAAAGAAGAACAAUGCUAAUGUCGGAUUACGAGUUCCGGGAUCCAACUGGAAAAUGUAUAAGAAUAUCGCUACGAAAACAUCUCUGAAUAACCAACCAUCUUCUGGCACUCGAGCUAAGAAAAAAAAAAACAGUUUGAUAUCUAAUACAGAGCCUAAUAAACUUGAUUUCCAAUGUCAUGAAAAUAAAAAUCAGAUAUCCAAAUGCCGUAAGGAAGAAAAUAAACAGGUGACUAUCGAACAAGUGAAACUGACAAGGUGCAUAGCUAUGGAUUGUGAAAUGGUUGGCAUUGGAGAUGGCAAAGAAAGUAUGAUCGCUAGAGUGUCUAUUGUAAAUGACUGUGGUGUUUGUAUUUACGACAAAUAUGUAAAGCCGAUGGUAACUGUAAAAAAUUAUCGUACCCCUGUUAGUGGCAUUAGACCUCAUCACUUAAAAAAUGGCGAAGAUUUUGAAAUUGUGCAUAAAGAAGUAGGGGACAUUCUUAGAGGUAGAAUAUUAGUUGGACACGCACUCCACAACGACUUGUACGUUUUAUUCCUGUUUCAUCCAAAGCAUCUGCAACGGGACACGGCGAAAUACUUUCGUAAGCUUACCAAAGGUUCCACUCCAAGUUUAAAGAGACUAGCAACAGAAUUCCUCGACCUUGAUAUACAAAACGGAGAACAUAAUUCCAUCGAAGAUGCCAGGACAGCUAUGCAACUGUAUAAACUGUUUAAAACAAGAUGGGAAAAUGACUUGAGAAGAAAAUGAUAUCGAUACUUGCGUAUUAUUUUUAAAUACAAUUACAGGAAAGAUACUUUGUUGAAACUUGUAACAAUCUGUGAAAACACAAGUACAAUGUUUAAAAUAUUUUUUUAUUGCGAAGUAGUAAUAAAUAUUAAAUUUAAUUAUCAAAACUUAUAAUAUUGCGAUUUAUCUAACACUGUAUAAUCGAGUGAAAUUAAUAAAGAAACGUAUAAAUAAAUUUGAGUACAAACACCUUGUUAUCAGCAUCACCGCAACCUUGUAUGCCACAAGGAAAUCAAUUAUAGAUCGCAGCUUAGUAUAAAAGUUGGCAUUUGGACGACAAAUUGUAUUAGUGUAGUUAGGGGCCAUUCAAAGUAGUUAAACGAG
Messenger RNA from Ceratosolen solmsi marchali, 1143 nucleotides. RefSeq names its product RNA exonuclease 4-like. Gene Ontology annotation, cellular component: nucleus. The record is from RefSeq and is a predicted model, not a curated record. NCBI's taxonomy places the organism in Eukaryota, Metazoa, Arthropoda, Insecta, Hymenoptera, Agaonidae. Gene Ontology annotation, molecular function: nucleic acid binding; 3'-5' exonuclease activity. Gene Ontology annotation, biological process: rRNA processing. The coding region runs from base 85 to 780 and encodes 231 amino acids. The transcript is spliced from 2 exons.